Molecule: messenger RNA, 2058 nt
Organism: Micropterus salmoides (largemouth bass)
Lineage: Eukaryota; Metazoa; Chordata; Actinopteri; Centrarchiformes; Centrarchidae
Product: type-1B angiotensin II receptor-like
Exons: 1
Coding region: 29-955 (308 amino acids)
Biological process (GO): G protein-coupled receptor signaling pathway; immune response
Cellular component (GO): membrane
Molecular function (GO): G protein-coupled receptor activity
Source: RefSeq, a predicted model, not a curated record
UCAGCUUCUCUGCCGGCAGGUUUGCAGCAUGGAACAACUCAACUCCACUGUGGUCACUUCUAACAUUUCCUCCUCUCCUGGAUAUCCACCUCUUGAAUCCUGGGACUCCAGAGGUCUGGUCCCUGCGGUGAUGCUGUCCCUCUGCUUCCUGCUGGGAGUUCCCGGAAACAUUGCUGUGAUCAUCCUCAAACCAAACUGGCAGCACCUGUCCAGUGUGAGCCAGAGUUUGAUGCUGAAUUUGGCCAUAUCAGACCUGCUCUGCCUGCUCACCAUGCCUCUGUGGAUUUACACUUUUCUGUACAGCUGGACCCUCGGCCUGGUGGCCUGUAAGCUCCUAGCGUAUCUAGUGUACUGCAGCCUUUAUGGUAGCCUGCUGACUGUGACGGUGCUGAGUGUCCAGCGCUACCUACAGGUGGUGUAUCUGCAGAAGUGCUUACAUCAGGUCGGGAGGAAGAGGCUGCUGGCUCUGCUCUGGCUGGUGGCGAUGAUCCUGUCCAUCCCUGCUUUAGUGGUUCGACAGGUGAUCGAAGACCGGGACUGGACACACUGCAAAUCUGACUACCUUUCCCAAACCCGUAAUGUAGCUUUGCUGCUGAUUCAGUCCCUGCUGGGAUUUGUUUCAUUUUCUGUUGUAGCAUUUUCAUACAUUCGCCUCCACAUAAAAGUGAACCAGACAGCGUUCUUCAGCAACCCACAGACAACCCGUCUGGUCACAAGUAUUAUUGUGACCUUUUUUGUUCUUUUGAUGCCACAUCUUGUCAUGAAUGUUCUUGGUAUGGCAGCUUUUUCACUCAACAACAAGGGCCUGUUGACGUUUUGUAUUAACAGCUGGAACAUCACUGGAGCACUGGUAUUUGUAAAUAGCUGCCUGAAUCCACUCUUUUAUGCUUUUGCUUUGCUGAACAAUAAUAAUGUUAAUGCAGAAGUUGAACGUUCCAGGAAGUCUAGUCAUUGACAUAGUAUGAUCGGUGAAAGCCAGUAGAGAGGGCAGAACCUCAACGAUGAAAUAAAACAAUGUUUAAUUUAAAAAGGUGUUUUUAGUCAGACAUGUAAAGUCAACUGUGGACAGUUCGAGGGCGAGGUUCUCUCAUUUGUCACAGAGAACUGUAGAUGAUUUUAGGUUUAAUGAUGAAUUUUGAGGUUAACUUCAAAUCAGCUGUGUGCUGUUUAAAGCUGGUCCAUAGCCAGAGAAAAUUUGUGUGUGUGUGUGUGUGGUAAGAUUGUCCAAAAGCAUUAUCCAGCACUUUAUUCAAUUGUAUAUAUCUAAGUAUCUUAGCUUUUAUGGGAAAGCUCCAGUAAGAUAAAACAACAGUUAAUGAAAAGACUGAAUAAAUGCUUGGGUUGGAGUGCAUCCUGUGAGAGGAAUGACCAUUUGAGUUCUCAAGCGUUGUACCGAUCAUCACCAAUCAAGGCUCAACAACUGUCCGACCUGCAGCCUCUCUGCUCCUCUGUGUCUGCAGUGCGCACACACGGAUCGAAGUUAGCCAGCUGAUCAGCGGACAUCGACGACAACUAUGCUGUGUUGAAGUGCAACGACUUCCCCGAAUUUGUUGAUGAGAAGGAUCAGUUGAGACAAGGUAUCAAGUUCACACAAUGUUGAUUUAUUCAACCCAAUACAGAUAUAUAUAUAUAUCCGGAGACUCUGCUGUCAGGCUGUCUAACACAAAGUCUGACUACUUCCAGCUAAGCAAUGAUUAUAUGCUGGAAACUGCACCCCUGUGUGUCUCUCGUGUUUGCCAUAUUUGGUAAUUGACAGUAGUUAUAGAAUGUUCUAGUGUGUCUUAGGGGCUGUCAUGUGAGUGUAUGUGUGUGUGUGACUGUAUUAAUAAAAGUGUGAAGUGUGUCAGAGUGUAUUAUUGUCCGGGCCGGUUUCCUGUCAUUCAGCACAAGCUUCUUAAUUGUUGAAUUACCUAAGAUAAGCAUGUCACACAAUAUUGAGUAUCCUAUGAGCAAUCAUAAGUAAUAAGUAAGCAUAUAAGAGAAUCAUAUCUAUCUAUCACUGUAGGGUUGUGCUGUAUAUCCACAGCUGGUUAGUUUAAGUAUGCGGUGCAAUAAAGA